UUCCUACUUCAAAAAAAAAAAAAAAAAAAAAAAAAAAGGAAUGAUCACCACCACCGCAAAAAGGCCAAAGCACCACCACAGUCCACUGCUCCCCGGACUCCCCGACGAUGUAGCUCAGCUCUGCCUAUCUCUCGUCCCACCAUCAACUCUCUACUCCGUCUGCCGUUCAUGGCGCCGCCUCAUCUACGCUCCCUCUUUCCCGCCAUUUCUCUCUCUCUACGCUCUCCUCUCACCCACACACAACCACCACCACCUCUCAGCUAACCCCGUACACUUCUUCAAUUUCGAUCCGAUUUCAUGUAAUUGGCUGCCCCUCCCUCCUCCGCCGCCGCCACUCCGCCUCCAAUUCCGCCACCCUUCCUUCAUAUCCCGCAACCUCCCCAUCCAAUCCGUCGCCGUCUCCGGCAACCUAGUCCUCCUCGCCGCCACCGCCGAUCCCUUCCUCCCCGCCCUACCCCAACCCCUCGUCUUCGACACACUCUCCCAGAAGUGGAUCCAAGGUCCGCCGCUUUCCGCCCCUCGCCGGUGGUGCGCGGCGGGAGCGUCCCGCGGGGUGGUCUACGUGGCAAGCGGAAUCAGUUCUUACUAUGAAAACGACGUCGCCCGGUCGAUCGAGAAGUGGGACCUGGGUGCUCACCAACAGCACCGCCACCAGCGCCGGCGGCAGCCGUCGGGAUGGGAGAAGCUGGCGAAGCUGAAAGACGGCAAAUUCAGCCGGGAAGCGAUUGAUGCCAUCGGGUGGAAGGGGAAACUGUGUAUGGUGAACGUGAAAGGGGACGCCGCCAAGGAAGGGAUAAUCUACGACGUUGAUCGAGAUUCGUGGGGGGAGAUGCCGGAGGGGAUGUUGGCAGGGUGGAGGGGUCCGGCGGCGGCGAUGGAGGAGGAAACCAUCUACGCGGUGGAUGAGUCAAGGGGUCGGUUGAAAAAGUACAACCAUGUGAACGACACGUGGGUGGUGGUGGUGGAGAAUGAGCUGCUUAAAGGAGCACAGCAGGUGGUGGCAGCAGCCGGAAAGGUGUGUGUGCUGUGCGCUGAUGGUGUGCGCAUCGCGGUUGUUGAUGUGGCGGCACUGGCUCCAGCGAGACUGUGGAUGGUGGAGGUUCCGACCGGAUAUGAAGCUGUCGGAAUUCAUGUCUUGCCUCGAUUGAGCCGUUCCAAUAUUUAACAUUCGGCAGUAAAAAUUCAAAAUAGAUAGUACAUUGAUUUGUUUUGUACCAGCUUCUUUAAGUACAUAGGAUUUUUUUAAUAAUGAAACUCGUGCGCAGUUUUACCGGCA
Messenger RNA from Erythranthe guttata (spotted monkey flower), 1276 nucleotides. Its product is annotated as F-box/kelch-repeat protein SKIP25. NCBI's taxonomy places the organism in Eukaryota, Viridiplantae, Streptophyta, Magnoliopsida, Lamiales, Phrymaceae. Gene Ontology annotation, molecular function: protein binding. The record is from RefSeq and is a predicted model, not a curated record.